GACGACAAAGAAGAAGAUAGACGAAGAAGAGCCAUUGAGGAGUUCCCUAAAUAUUUACUCGGCAUCCUUCUACAGCAGCAUGGCUGAGGGCUCCGUUUCUGUAGCGGAGGUGCAGAGCUCCUUCCACAAGUUUGCAGUCCAUGGAGACACCAAGGCCACGGGGAAGGAGAUGAAUGGCAAGAACUUCGCCAAGCUCUGCAAGGACUGCAACGUCAUCGACGGCAAGAACGUCACCACCACGGACGUUGACAUUGUUUUCAGCAAAGUCAAGGCGAAGUCAGCUCGUGUAAUCACAUUUGAGCAGUUCAACCAGGCCCUGACUGAGCUGGCUCCCAAGCGGUUUAAAGGCAAGAGCAAAGACGAAGCACUUCAGCAGCUCUACGGCCUCAUUGUCGGGAAAGAACCCACCAACGUCGGAGUCACUAAAGUAGCCAAGGCAGCAGCAGUGGACAGACUGACUGACACCGCCAAGUACACCGGCUCACACAAGGAGCGGUUCGACGAGUCGGGCAAAGGAAAAGGGAAGGCCGGACGCGACGACAUCCCAGACACCAGCGGCUACGUGUCCGCUUACAAGGGCAGCGGCACGUACGAUGACAAAGUGAAAGAAGCAUAAUCCUGCUGAGAAUUUAUAAAAACUCACCUAUAACCUGAAUUAAGGGUCCCAAGAAAACGAGCAAAAUGCGUUGGCUAUUUUUAAAGACAUAAGAAAUGAGUAAAGCAGUUGAAUGGGAUGUAGCAUGUAUGACUAAUAGUGUAUAUUUCUGAGUUGUUUUACAGGGACCAAAGGAUUGAACUGUUUGCUUUGCACUAUGCACUAACACUGUGCCUUAUUGUAGCCGCUAGUGUAAAUGCUCUGAUAGAACGUGCUGCUGUGCUCAUUCACCUUAAUGCAACGGAGGAUUGAUAUCGCUGGUUCCAAAAAACAUGACACUACUUUUACUGGCUUUAUAUUUCAGCACUCUCUGCUACAUGACCAAUCAGCGUUCAUGACCAUUUCCUGUCAUGGAGUUUAAUUAUAUCACGAAAUAUACUUUUUAAAAGAUGAUCUAGAAAAAUGUAGCAAACCAAACUAAAGUAUAUAAUCUUCCUUUUGUCAUCUUGUUGUGAUUAUUAAGGCUCAUAGGAUGUGUCAUUUCAUGUAGUUUUUGUUUUCUUCCGAGGUUAAAGUAUUAGAGAAUGUCCAUUUUUCCCUGAAUGAAAAUGCAUUUAAAGAAAAGUGAAUGUAAAACUCUAAAUAAAUAUUUAUCUUACAUGGA
This is a messenger RNA of Stegastes partitus (bicolor damselfish), 1259 nucleotides long. It is a transcript of the gene tppp2, whose product is annotated as tubulin polymerization-promoting protein family member 2. NCBI's taxonomy places the organism in Eukaryota, Metazoa, Chordata, Actinopteri, Pomacentridae. Gene Ontology annotation, molecular function: tubulin binding. The record is from RefSeq and is a predicted model, not a curated record. Bases 80 to 616 code for a protein of 178 amino acids. Gene Ontology annotation, biological process: microtubule bundle formation; positive regulation of protein polymerization; microtubule polymerization. Gene Ontology annotation, cellular component: microtubule. The transcript has 4 exons.